GUUCUAUGUAGCGUGAGGAUGUUCGAACAUUACUUGCGGAACCGCCCCUCGCUCCCGCAACAACAAAACCACUGCGAUGUGCUAAUGUAGCUUCCCUGCUGGUCGUCGUAGCACGGCAGACACUAGGAGGAAGACAUCUACUCCACCGCUGCUGUUAUUUAUUCCAUCCGAGGAUGUUGGCCCCCCGCUGGGAAAGGAUGUCGACGUCCUCUGCCGGCGCUGGUGCCGGGGCGAGCGCCUGUACAGCCACCGUGGUCGUUGUUACACGCCCCCGCUUCUGUUUGCUCCUCCUUUUCUUCCUUGGUGCGCCGCACCAGAAGACGCUACUCUUUACCAGAGCGACUACUCGGGAAACUAGUCGAAGCGACGUCGACACGCAGGCUGGCCGGGAAACAACCACCAGCAGCACGAGGACAUCAUCAAACGAGAAACUACACAAAGAGCAGACGCUGCCAAGGCAUGAUGAGCGGACGAAUCCAGGAGCUCCAGCAACGGCCGAUGACUUCUUUGACGACGAUGUUCCUGCAGGGGAAGGAAAAAGUACGAGAACUGUACGCGCAACAAGUUCUUACAGAACUCCUCUGCCGCCUGAAGAUGCACUUUACUUCGACGUCGUCGAAGGGAGUACUAGUACAACACCCACCAACCAGGCCGCUGCGCCAACGCCCGGGCGCGCCGCUCUUGAAGUUGGGGCAGCAGGCACUAGAAGCAUGAUAGUAACUCCUCCUACAACAACAGGCGUGGACGGCGAGGAUGAAGGUGAUGACGAGGUUCCUGUUGAAGAUGAGGACGCGGAGUACGUCGCGUCUGAGAAGCCGGAACAAAAGCCAGAACCGCACGACCGGCCGCUUGAAAAGGAUCGCGAAGAUCAUGUAGCUCCUUUUGAAAAUAACACACCGCAUCACCGUCCGAACCUACGGGGCGGUAGAACAAGUUCAGCAACGUCGUCAAGUAAGGAAGCGGCAUCAAGUUUUUCUACUGUGGCACAACUAGAAAAAGUAAAAGUCAAAGAGCUGCACCAGGCUGAUGGCGAAAAAUCUUCGUUUCUGAAUUCAACGGCGUCAGAAGCUGCAGCAUCAUCGGCAGAAAUUGAAGAGAAAAGCGGAGAUGAAUUUCUUAAGUCGUCAGACUUUGUACAAAAAACUGCUGGAUCUGUCCUGAAGACCACCUCCGGUCAGAUGAACCAGAAGGAAGUAGAACACGCACAACUACACCAAGAACAGGAAGAACAGCAGCGCACAGUGGUGAAAGUCGGAGACCUGCUAGGAUGUGUGUGCAGCGCUGGGGAGCCGGCGUCCUCUUUGUCCGAUGAUGUCCUCCACCGGAACCCGUGGCUUCGUCCUGAGCCUCUUUGCAAUCCGCCGGCCUUCUGCCCCGUAUUUGGGCGGCCCUACUACGUCCCGUGGAACGCCCCCCUCUCUUACCUGGACCAGAGUUUCAAAAGCGCGCGCUUAGUAAAACAUCACGCUCAUCAUGAUCAAGAAGAAAAACCCGCGAGGACGGGCGGCCGCUCGCCCGAUGCUUCAUCCAGUAUCUGGGAACGCGCGCAGGCGCUGGUCGAAGCCGCGCGGUCUCGAAUAUUCUCUACUCCUAUAGUGGACCUACAUGAGGAGCGGUUAUUUCGAGAGAUCGAUGUCCAGUUCGACGCGGAAGAGCGGUUAGCCGAUGGACUCGCCGUUGACCCGAGGCUGCUAGAAAACCCGCCGCCGGGAGCUUUGGUCAGGCCGGUCACCGCGCUCUUUGACUUGGACGAGGUGGAUUCCGACGGAAGGAAGACGGGGUUGCGUGGCCGCUGGAGCUCGCUGACUAAUGCGGACCCGUUUCUCCUCCGCUUCACGCCAGACCUGGACGCCCCGCACUCGCAGUACAGGAUGUUCAGAGUCACGCACCGGCCGGAGUUCCUAAACCCGCACGGCGCAAUGAAAUCUACAACACCUCCUCCUCCCGCAGCGGACGGCCCUCGAACAGAAUGGUCAGGCGUCAUAGAAGGGCUCGCUCUAGGUCUUUCUCUUAGUUAUGCCGCGGAGCCUGCGACUUCUGCAGAUCGAGCUGUCUUCGAGGCGCCGUCAGGGCUUCACAGAAUGUGUGGGGAGUCGUGUCUCGUGUACAUGUACGAAUACGUGAAUGGAAAUGUUGUUGCGGACGCGGACAUCGCGGAUGACAAUUUGCUGCGAGUACUUCUCAGGGUACGGGGAGCGCUCGUGCGGUACGCCGAAGAUCCUGACUUUCCCGGCACCGUCUCCAAAGUUGGCUUCUUUGGCGACCCAGACUCUGUCGCGGAAGUCUUACACGCUCGGCCUUUUGGGAAUUUCACGAAGAGAUAAACAUAAAGGGCAAUCAUGAUUCUUGAACAUAACGAAGAAAGAAGUUAUUUGAUACAAAAACUCGCUGAAGGACGUGAUAGUGGCGACACUGUGUGGUGGGCGUCUGUGUGGGACUUGUACUCCUUCACACGCCGGAAGAAAUCCGCGGAGAGCUUGCUACCAGGCAGCUGGCUCUCUGGCGCGAUCAACUGAAACUGGUAGCGCAGGUGCUGCGCCUCGAAAUCACCCCCCGUAGGGUCAGCCGUCGCAAAGCCUGCUGCAUGCAGGAUCGGCGGCGCAAGACGCGUAAACCCCCAUGGGGAAGUCCGCGCGCGGCGGAAGAACAUCUUCGCGCCAGCACAGCUCACACCAGCAAACCCUAUCCGAAGAAAGAAACUACGAGAGACUCUCUACCCAGCUGUCUAACAAGUCCAAGUGAGUGGGGGGAUGCGGCCAAAAACUCGAAAGAGACGCCGGGCUGCAGCAUCCCAUACAACUGCAGACAGGCGGUCUGGUCACAGAUCUGGUAGUAGGCGCUGCUCUGCUUCAUUUUGGCCGCAAACUGCGUCUUCACCGUCUGCACCAGAUUCGGCUUUUCGCUAAUCGCGGCACUGACCAGCUGCCUCACCGAGGAUUUGUCCAGCUGCGACAGCGCCAGGUAGUGGCGGUCCUCCGAGCAAUCGGCGCCAGCAACCGCCCCAAUACUCAGCAUCUGGUGGAACUUGAAGAACUUCCGCGCCAAGGAGUCCUGCGGAAUUUCAUGCAGAACAUGGUCCAGCGGGGAGCUCAUGGAGUAGUCAACCAGCAUCAGCUCGCCCAGCAGCAGGGCACGCUCCUCCGGGGAGAUCUCCUUUUUUCCCGUCGUGAUGUGCAUCGUCUGGGGCUCGCUGGCCAGCGCAAGCGGCGGCUUGCUAUGCUGCGCCGGGUCCUUGCUCGAACCAGCUCCGCUCGCCACUGCAACACUUGCGGCCGCGUUCACCUUGGGCGCCACAGUGGGCGCAACUUUCUUCAUCUUCGGCGCAACUUUCUUCAUCGCCGGAGGGGCAGCCUUCAUCACUGGCUGCUUGCCGCCUUUCGCAGGCUUCUUGGCGCCUUUAUUGGCGUGGCCCUGGUUCUUGGGUGGCAUCUUGUACUUCGUGCGCGAUGUGAUGCACUGACUAGUACAGAUCAGCGAUCAGUGCUUGUCUCUUUAGGUCAGCUAACACGCUGCGAGGCAGCAAAUCAGGGUGGGAGUAGAGAGGCACACGCUCACGCGUAUGGUUUUUGCAUCGCAACGCACCAUGAGCGUACUUUCAAUCAUCAACAGCGCAACAUCAUAUAUUUAUAGGCAGGUCCUCGCGCCUCCGUCUUCAGGCACAAGAAGAUACACAGGGACAGGCAUCCAAAGCGUCCGGGUGGGUCCGUUGACCUCGCCCCGGCCACAAAGGACGGCUGCGCGACUACCUACUUUGGCUCUGUACUACGGACGACAUCUCCACCACACCUCUGCAUACCAACAGUCCACAAAAAACAGGAACAUAGUGGAUCAAUCGAACACCAGGAUGCGUAUAGAAGAACUAGGGCGAAAGCAGGCCCAUCGCCUCGGGCGCACCAGGCUGCUGCCCUGUGCUUUUGCGUAUGGUCAUACAGCUUACUCUUCAUAUGCUCCAUGCUAUGCACUAAGGAUCAACCUACUAAAUAUGUACUUGCUCACUUACUUCAGCCUACCACUGCUAAUACUACUUCAUCAGAAACUGCUACAGCCUUAUGUUUCUCCGGUACAUCGUCGAGAUUUUCGCUGUCCUAGUUCGACAAUGGCGGGCAACCCGUCUACCCGGCCAUGAACCCCUCUACCAGCCGCCUGAUCGGAAGCCGGUAGUCCGGUGCGUAGUGCGCAAAAUCACGGGAGUAUCGCUCGAACAUCAGCGAGCGGGAGGUCCAUCCGAAAUGGGUAUUGAUCCUCCCGAGCACCGCCCGCGGAACAUCGUCCAGCUCUGCAUACCCAAGGUCUACCAACCAAAGUCGCACCUGGACAGCAAGCGUCCUCCGCAGCGAGUGCGUGGUAGCCUGCGGGUGCACCCGUGGAAGGAUCUCCUCGAAAACCGCCCCCGGUUUUGGCGCCAAAUACGAGCAGCCAUGUAGCACACAGAGGUGGUUCAGGCACUUAUCGUCGCAGCAGCAGGGGAUCGACACCACCCGAUUGACAGAGGUGCGGACCUUGUCCUUCGGGCAGGUAACCAGGACGGCGCCACCUACGACAUCGACGUGGCCGACCGUGAGAGCUUGCAGGCUGCUGUCACGCCACCCCAACAUGAGGGGCAACACAAAGCCGCGACGCUCCUGCUGGCUCAACUUCAUCAUCGCGCGCACGCUCAACACCGGGGCCCCCGUUGGGACUAGCCCCCCGCGUGCCAGCUCCUUAUUUACCGAGUCGCGGAGGCUACUGUACUCCCGCUCGAAAAAUACACCCUGCGCGAGGGUCUUGCGCGCCAGCUCAAACGCGACCACGGCCGACAAGUAGACAUUUGUCGACUUGUAGGGCUUCUCAGCUGAGAGGAGGUACUCCGCGAACUCACGGAGGUCAUCGAUCGCAGUCUGCCCAACUAGGCCGGCGGCCUCCUUGUACUCGAGCCAGAGCUUUACAUGGCUCGACUCGGUGAAAUCCUUCUGCAGCGACACAGCCUUCGGGGCCCCGAAAUCGGGCUUCCUCUUCUUUGGAGGCAUCUUUUCAACUACAUCAGGAUACGCCAACAGCUAUCAACGCCAACUUUCAAACUAAGUCAUCAUCCACUUGCCGCGCGCGCGGCUACAUCUAAGAGCUUUAGGGUCUUCCCACUCUCGGCCCACAUCAGUACAUCUCUCAACAUCUCACUCCUCACUCCGCAGCCAACAACCAACCACAACAGAAACGCAAACCAGCAUCAACUGACAUCGGCCGCCUGGGGCUGUCUCAUCACCUAAUUAUUUGUCGGCACUACUGAGGGCCGUGAAUACAAAAACUCGCUGAAGGACGUGAUAGUGGCGACACCGACAGGUACGCAUCCCGGGAUCCUCGUUGCAAAAUGAGAACGACGCCGGACGGUGUAACUCAUUGUAGGAUACCCAAGGUGGAAGUAGAGGAUGCACCAGCGGAAAGUGUUUUUGUACAGAGGCUGCACUAGGUCACGCAGUAAGUGGUCGGAGAUGCACGAAAUCAUAAUGACCAUGAUCAUCAUCAAGAGAGUGCAUGAAAAUUCGCUGCAAAACGGAGACGCUAUUUUUUCGAAGAACUUAUUAUACUUAUAUCGAUGUUGCUUUCUUCAUCUUCUUCUUGAGUUGAGUGUGUGGUGGGUCUUUUUCGUCUCUUUCCAUUGGCGUCGUUUGAGCUUCUGCCAUACGUCUUACACGUGCACCAAUCGAAGGACGAAAUCGGAAUUGUACUUAAAUUGGCAGAAUGCAGCACUACCUUCCACAACCGGAGUAGCUUCAUUUCUCUUUUAAAAGAGGAAGAGUGCAAGAAUGGAGGAGCAAGCGAGAAUUCCUGA
This is a messenger RNA of Amoebophrya sp. A120, 5806 nucleotides long. The record is from the annotation of a GenBank genome assembly. NCBI's taxonomy places the organism in Eukaryota, Dinophyceae, Syndiniales, Amoebophryaceae.